AUGUUGAAGCCGAUACUCGACGUGACGAAUGUAAAUGUGGCUUUGAGUGUUUUUGGCGUCUUUAUACUCGCUUAUGGCUAUGUAUCAGCCAAGUUACAGCAGGUAUGGUAUCUAGGCGAAGCUUUACCGGCCUUCGUGCUCGGAAUCAUCGUUGGCCCUGUUGCUGCAAACCUGAUCGACGUCGCGGACUGGGAUCACGAGGGCGUCUAUCACGAAAUCCACGAAAUAGCAUACAAUCUAACACGCGUCAUCAUUGCAAUCCAAUUAGUCAAAGUCGGCUACGAACUCCCUAAACAAUACCAGAAACAGCGCGCGGUCGAAAUGACUAUUUGCCUAUUACCAGUCAUGACUAUAAUGUGGCUCUGCACGACGGGUUGUAUCAUGCUGGUCGUACCCAAGAUCACAUGGGUAUCAGCACUCAUAAUCGGCUCAUGUGUAACCUGUACAGACCCCGUCCUCUCUCAAGCCAUUGCCAAAGGCCCCUUUGCCGAAAACUACGUUCGUCGUAAUCUGCGCGAAUUCAUUUCCUCCGAAGCCGGCGGGAAUGACGGCUUCGGCUUUCCCUUUUUGUUGUUUGCGGUUGCUCUAUUGCGGUACGAUGGUACAAGAGCCAAUGCCGUUUCGCUGAGUGACAUGGAUCAUGCAGAGGGAAUACCGGAUCAGCUCGGUGCGGAGGAGCAGGGGAACCAUGGUGGUGGGCUGGACACGGCGUUGAAGCAUUGGGCGGUUGAGGGGGUGUUGUUCAUGGUGUUUUUGGGGUUUGCUUAUGGUGCUAUCGUUGGGACGUUGUGUAGGGCUGUUUUGAAUUGGGCUACGAAGAGGAAAUGGGUUGAUAAUGAGAGUUAUCUGCUUGUCCCUCUCGCGAUGGGAAUCUUCAUAGUUGGUACAUGCGGCUGUUUUGGCGCAGAUGAGACUCUUGCCUGCUUCGCAGCCGGCAAUGCCCUAAAUUGGGAUGGCCGCUUCCUGACAGAAAUUCAUCUGCGCCACGACUCAUUCAACAACAUCCUCGAACGCUUUCUCAACUUCGCCGCUUUUGUGUUCCUUGGACUGAUAAUGCCUUGGGACUCUUGGACACAAGUGGCAAAGAUUGCUGAACACGGACUUACGCCUGGAAGAUUGUUUGCAUUGGGAUUUCUGGUUCUGGCAUUUAGACGUAUCCCGGCCAUACUGAUUUCGUAUCGGUUUAUGUCUGAUAUUUGUCAUGACUGGAAGGAAGCUUUGUUUAUGGGGUAUUUUGGACCGAUUGGAAUUGGUGCCAUAUCCUCCGUUGAAUAUGCAAGACAACUCUUCCCUGACCCAGGAGAUAGCGACGCAGAAAUCAACAGCUUGACCAGCACUAUGGUCCCUGUGGUAUACUGGCUCSUCUUCUUCUCAAUCGUAAUCCAUGGCCUCUCGGUCCCUAUCCUGCAUCUCAUCUACAGACUCCGCAAAGUGCCCAAAGUGCAUGACGAGCACCCCAUCGAGAUUGUGUUGUUAUCGACUAAUGAGCCCUUGCCGGCUAAUAGUACGGCGAAUGCGCAGCGGCAUUCGGCAAUACUCAAUAAUCGGUUUUCGAGACAGGAUGAAAAUGAUAAUGACGAUGAGGAAGGGCCUGGCGAUGCGGAGUCGGGUCUCAUCACCGCAGCAUCUUCCGACGCGCAAGAUCAUCAUUUGACCGCCACCAACCUAAUAUCUAUCACAAUCACACAAAUUCGCGCCAUGAACGCACUUCUCUGCAUGGAUCAGACGUCAUUGAAAUCCUAUCACAUCAACAACACCAAAACGGACAAAGUCCAGUAA
Messenger RNA from Talaromyces amestolkiae, 1779 nucleotides. RefSeq lists its product as uncharacterized. The coding region runs from base 1 to 1779 and encodes 592 amino acids. Gene Ontology annotation, biological process: regulation of membrane potential; proton export across plasma membrane; sodium ion export across plasma membrane. Gene Ontology annotation, molecular function: sodium:proton antiporter activity. Lineage: Eukaryota; Fungi; Ascomycota; Eurotiomycetes; Eurotiales; Trichocomaceae. The transcript is spliced from 10 exons. Gene Ontology annotation, cellular component: plasma membrane. The record is from RefSeq and is a predicted model, not a curated record.